Messenger RNA from Nematostella vectensis (starlet sea anemone), 4880 nucleotides. RefSeq names its product cleavage and polyadenylation specificity factor subunit 1. The transcript is spliced from 43 exons. Gene Ontology annotation, molecular function: nucleic acid binding; protein binding. The coding region runs from base 124 to 4326 and encodes 1400 amino acids. Gene Ontology annotation, cellular component: mRNA cleavage and polyadenylation specificity factor complex; nucleus. The record is from RefSeq and is a predicted model, not a curated record. NCBI's taxonomy places the organism in Eukaryota, Metazoa, Cnidaria, Anthozoa, Actiniaria, Edwardsiidae.
AGUCCACUCACGUGGUUGUCAAAAAGAAAAUGGCGGCAUCCUUGUCCUGUAUUCUUGGCUCAAACUUCAACGUGAAAUACACCAACUGAUCCAUUUAAAAGUAAACAACCCACCACAAAAAACAUGUAUGCCAUUUAUAAGGAAACCCACCCGCCUACGGGGGUUGAGUUUUGCGUGAAUUGUCAUUUCUACUCGGCAAGAGAGAGCAACCUUGUUGUAGCUGGGACGACUGAAGUGCGAGUUUUUCGACUUUGCUACCAGCAAGAAGACUCUUCGUCUGCAGAAUCAGGAGGGUCAUCCUUGAAGCGAAAGCUAGAGCUUGUAGGUCAGCAUUCCUUAUUUGGUAACAUUGAGUCUCUGCAUGCUAUUCGCUUGGCUGGCAACACUAGAGACUCUCUUCUCAUGAGCUUCAAAGAUGCAAAGCUUUCCAUUGUUGACUAUGAUCCUGGGAAACAUGACAUCAAAACAAGAAGCCUACAUUUCUUUGAGGAUGAAAAAAUUAAGAGCCAUUGUUUGGCCCAGGACCGAGCUCCGGUAGUGCGUAUAGACCCAGAGCGUCGCUGCGCUGUUAUGCUAGCAUAUGGAACACACCUAGUCGUACUUCCUUUCAGACAAGAAGGGGGCAUUGAUGAUACUGCCCAAGACUCCAUUAUUUCUUCCAGUGACAGGCCCCCAGUUUUACCUAGCUACAUCAUCGAUGUCAAGGAGAUUGAUGAGAAGACUUGCAAUAUACUUGAUAUUCAAUUCCUUCAUGGAUAUUAUGAGCCAACUCUUCUCAUUCUAUAUGAGCCGUUGAAAACAUGGGCAGGGCGCCUAGCCAUGCGCAACGACACCUGCGCUUUAGUUGCAGUGUCGCUUAACAUGUCUCAGAAGGCGCACCCUGUUGUCUGGCAACUCAGCUGUCUCCCCUUCGACUGCAUCUAUGUCAUGCCAGUUCCAAAACCAAUUGGAGGUGUUUUGGUAUGUUGCAUGAAUGCACUGCUGUAUCUCAAUCAAAGUGUUCCGCCGUAUGGCGUGUCUGUGAACAGCAUUGGAGAAAACAGCACUGUCUUCCCACUCAAGCCCCAAAAAGGAGUGACUAUUACCUUGGAGGGAUCCAAUGCUAUCUUUAUAGCCAAUGACAAGCUGGUAUUUUCACUAAAAGGGGGAGAAAUUUAUGUUGUGACUUUGAUCGCUGAUGGGGUGCGCAGUGUACGGAACUUUGUCUUUGAUAAAACAGCAGCAAGUGUUCUCACCUCAUGCGUGUGUGAGUGUGGGGAUGGCUAUUUAUUCCUGGGAUCCAGGCUUGGAAAUUCUUUGCUUGUCAAGUAUACUGAAAAGCCUCAAGAUAUUGGUGGGGAUCUUUUCUCACCAGGUGUUGAACCCCCAAAUGCCAAGCGCCGCCGAAUUGACAGCGACUAUGCCUAUGCACUGGAUGACUUGGAUGAGUUGGAAGUGUAUGGUGCACAGCAAGAGGCAGGUGUGGAGCUUACAUCCUACACCUUUGAGGUGUGUGAUAGUCUGCUUAACAUCGGCCCUUGCUCUUGUAUGGACAUCGGGGAGCCUGCAUUUUUGUCGGAAGAGUUUGCCGACGCACAAGAACUAGACUUGGAAGUUGUGUCGUGUUCUGGAUAUGGAAAGAAUGGAGCUCUGACAGUGUUACAGAGAAGCAUCAGACCACAGGUUGUUACCACGUUUGAGCUUCCAGGGUGCACAGAUAUGUGGACUGUCUUCUCUAAAGACCAGGAAAGUACAGAAGGUAACGAGAAGUAUCACUCCUUCCUGAUUCUCAGCAGAGAAGACUCUAGUAUGAUACUGAAGACAGAACAGGAGAUCAUGGAAGUCGACCAAUCAGGAUUCAGCACUCAGUGUGCAACAAUAUAUGCAGGCAACUUCGGCAAUGGUUCCUAUAUUCUACAGGUUACUCCCCUUGGAGUGCGUCUCUUAGAAGGAGUGAACCAGCUACAGCACAUCCCAAUGGACUCAGGUCUUUCGAACAUCGUGUGGUGUUCUGUGUGUGACCCUUAUGCAGUCCUGCUGAUGGCAGAUGGCUCUGUCAUCUUGAUUGAGUUCAUUAAGAGUGCCUCUGGUCCUAAGCUGACUGUCUCACGGCCCUCGCUAUCACAGAGCUCCAAGGUGUGUGCGUGCUGCACAUACAAAGACAUGAGUGGAUUAUUCACCACAGAGAACAGUAACUUGGAGGAAGUAUCCAAGGUCCCAUCUCCCAAACCAGAGAUGACCGCCCCACCUCGUCAAGAGAAAGAGUCCCUGACGAUUGAUGAGGAAGAUGAACUGCUUUAUGGGGGUGAUACAUCCCUGACAUUGACCUUUGAGCCGCCAGAACCAUCAAAAGCAGAAAGUGCUACCCCAGUUGAGGUGUUUGAGGAGCCCUUGCAGCCGUCCUAUUGGUGCUUGGUAUGUCGCGAGAAUGGCGUGAUGGAAAUUUACAGCUUGCCCGGUUUCACAAGGGUAUUCUUUGUGAAGAACUUCAGCAAGGCGCCCAGGGUUAUCGUGGAUAGUGGGGACAGCGGUGCGAGCACACAGUCGAGCGUAAGUGAAGAGGAGUCACUAAACGUGAGAGAGGUCCUGUUAACUGGGCUUGGCUACAAGAAUAGGCGUGCUACCCUUGUUGCUGUCAUGGACCAAGAUUUGCUGAUAUAUGAAGCUUUUUCCUAUCCCACUGUUGAGGGCCAUCUGAACUUACGAUUCAAGAAGCUUCAACAUAACAUUCAAAUUCGUGAGAAGAAACCGAAGCAGGAACCCAAGAAUGAUUCCGAAACGAAAUCAGGCCUUGAUCCCAAGGUUGCAAUGCUGCGAGUUUUCAAUGAUAUUUCUUCUUACUCUGGCAUCUUCGUCUGCGGUAGCUAUCCAUUUUGGAUAUUCGUUACCAAUAGAGGCGCCUUCCACUGGCAUCCAAUGAGCAUCGAUGGGCCAGUCACGUGCUUUGCUGCUUUUCACAAUGUCAACUGCCCCAAGGGUUUCCUGUACUUCAAUACAAGGGGGGAGUUGCGGAUCUCUGUCCUACCGACUCACCUGAGUUACGAUUCGCCUUGGCCCGUGAGGAAGGUACCAUUGAGGUAUACUCCGCACAUGGUGUCAUACAACAGGGAAUCCAAGACUUACGCCAUAGUGACGAGUGAACAGGAACCGUGCAAAAAGAUCCCACGAGUUACUGCAGAGGACAAGGAGUUUGUUGACACAAUACGAGAUGCCAGGUUUAUCUACCCGUCCACGGAGCGUUUCGUUCUGCAGUUGAUUUCUCCCAUCAGCUGGGAGGUCAUCCCUAACACGAGGCAUGACCUGGACGAAUGGGAACACGUUACCACCAUGAAGAACUUGUUGCUCCACAGCGAAGAGACACACACUGGCCGCAAAGGCUUUAUAUGUGUGGGAACGACGCAAUUGUACGGGGAGGAGAUUGCUGUCAGGGGGAGGAUUCUCAUCUUCGACAUUAUUGAAGUUGUCCCAGAGCCUGGGCAACCGCUCACCAAAAAUAAAUUCAAGCUGUUGUAUGAAAAGGAACAGAAAGGGCCAGUAACUGCUCUCAACCAAGUCAACGGCUAUCUUGUCAGCGGUAUCGGACAAAAGAUCUACAUCUGGAACUUUACCGACAACGACCUCGUGGGCAUGGCCUUCAUCGAUACACAGCUCUACAUCCACUCACUCGUGACCAUCAGGAACUUUGUAAUCGCAGCUGAUGUGUGCAAGAGCAUCACCCUUCUCAGGCUACAGGAAGAAACCAAGACGUUGGCAUUUGUUAGUAAGGACCCGAAAAACUUAGAAGUGUACGCCGCAGAUUUUUUCAUUGACGGCCCACAGAUCGGCUUCCUCGUCUCAGACGUCGAGAAAAAUUUGGUUCUUUUCACUUACCAGCCAGAGGCGAUCGAAAGUCAAGGUGGCCAGCGGUUGCUCCAGAGAGCUGACAUCAACGUUGGAACCCACAUCACAUCGUUCUUCCGCAUUGCAGCGAAGGCUCACCUCAAGGCCAGCGGUGAAAAAAGCAAAGAGAUGCGUCAGCUUACUUGCUUCGGUACACUAGACGGAGCGCUAGGACUAAUGCUACCGAUGACAGAAAAGACAUUCCGCCGACUCCACAUGCUCCAGACUAAACUAGUGGACUGUAUUCCCCAUGUUGCGGGGCUCAAUCCCAAGGCUUUCAGGAUGCUCCAGUGGCGGAAGAGAAAGCUCUGUAACCCUCAUCGGAACGUGCUGGACUGGCAGCUGCUCUUCAAGUACAUGCACCUGAGUUUCAUGGAGAGACAAGAAGUCGCUAGAAAGAUUGGCACCACGCCUGCACAGAUCAUGGACGAUAUGAUGGACAUAGAGAGGGCGUGUGCUCAGUUUUAACUUCUCGCGAUCUGAUUCACAUUCACAUCAUGGUGGAUAUAGAGGGAAAUCUUGACUAGUGAUACCACCGUAAUGGGUGUUUGCUAUCUCACUAUCUGGAUAUCUCCGUAUCGGACAUUCAUACGUACGGUUUGGGGUCAUAAAAGAGAAAAGUUUUUCAGGCCAGGUCUUCAUCAAAAUCGUGGUUUGAAGACACAUCCCCACAGAAGAAAUUAAUUUGCCGCGUUAACAGUUGAAUUGUUCGCGGAUAUAAAGUUGAGGUAGUGGAGUCGUGGCUAUCAAACCAUCGCCAUGGAUAAAACUAUGCUAUUUAACCUCUUGUGGAUACAAGGCAUAUUCCCUAGAUAGCCAUCGUUUCCGAAACGGAAGUUGUGUAUAGUAUACCACCCGAAUGGAACAUCACUAUCAUUGUCAAACAUGUUAGUCUUUUUCACUCGCAGACUUUGACUAGCCCCAAAUAAUCCUGUAUGUCCAGUUACACCUUCCGAUGUUGGUACAACACAUAUGCAUACUAGUAUGGGUACUUAUGUAUAAUAAAAGUUCAAUUUCUAUUA